Amphimedon queenslandica is the source of this 860-nucleotide messenger RNA. RefSeq lists its product as uncharacterized. Bases 26 to 811 code for a protein of 261 amino acids. NCBI's taxonomy places the organism in Eukaryota, Metazoa, Porifera, Demospongiae, Haplosclerida, Niphatidae. The record is from RefSeq and is a predicted model, not a curated record. The transcript has 2 exons.
UAAACUCGCUUACAAGGUAACAGAAAUGCCUGAAGUUAUAAUAGUCUCGGAUCAACUUGGCUUCAUCAUGGAGGCUACUUGUACUUCUGCUAAUCGUACAUACACACUCACCCGAUUGUGUCCUUCUUCUAAAUCUCCUGGUACUGAGCUAGUCUGCACUGAGAGGGUUUCCUCUAGAGCUAUUGAUGGGAAGGUUGAAGAGGAGAAUGCAUGCACUGGUACUAAAGUUGGUACUGUGGUGUGUUACACUGGAGCUGCUGGGUGUUGGGUAAGUACCUUCUUUACGUUUGGUCUUUCUGCUCCAGCUUGUUCCGCUGCUACUGCUGGCUGUGGUGCACUGAGCGCUGGUAGCUAUCUUGCUUGUAAUAAACCAAAGAAGAGGAAGAAGAAAGGAAAGUUUGUUUGUACCGAGUUGUUUCGUCAAGGCUACCUCUCUCCUGACAUCAUGCUCGCUGAUAUGAGCUUUGCUGAGCAUUACAGCAAAGACUACCCUAUCACACGUAAAGGGUAUGACAUUAUAGGACCAGCCCUAGCGACCAUCAUGAGUUCUUCUAAAGGUAUGACUGAUGCUGUGAGAUCCUUUGCUGUUCCUUGGGCGGAGCAGAUGGCGUACGAAGAAGGAUACCUUGAGACUGGGAAUGAACGUGGGGUAUUGGUGAUGAAUAUUGGGUCAAUCAUUUGUGCUACAGUAGGAGGAUUGUAUUUAUACUCUUACUACAUACUGGGAGGGAUUUUGAUGCUAGUUUCAGCUGCAUUGGCAAGGAAGAUUAAUUUCAAGCCAUUGGUUCCUCUCCCAAAGAAGAACAACUGAUUGUGAACAAUAACUUCAAUGAGUAUUGUAGUUAGGCACUUUUUAGUAU